AUGGGUCACGUCCAAGUUCUCCUAUUCGUUGUGACGAGCGCGUCCGCCCUCGCGGCUCUCACCGCCAUCUUCUCGGCCGUCCACGUGAUGACCGACAUCAGCAGCUUCCAGGACGAGGUGCUCUCCGAUCUGAGCAGCUUCAAGCAGUACGCCGACGACGCGUGGGGAGUGAUGGUCCAAACCGGAGACUCGCCAGGAUUCCGUUUCGAUCAGAUCACCGGCAGAGUUCGUAGACAGUACGCGACUGGAGCGAGCGGAGGAGGCGGAGGAUGCCAGUGCGCCGCCCAGGCUUCUGGCUGCCCUGCUGGACCACCAGGAGCACCAGGACAGGACGGAGCCCCGGGAGAACCCGGAACCCCUGGAGAGGACGGACAGGCUGGAGGAGCUGGAGUCGCUGAUAAGCACGCCUCUGCCGGACAGUGCAUCACUUGCCCAGCCGGACCACCAGGACCACCAGGACCAGAUGGAUCUGCAGGACCAGCCGGACCAGCAGGAAACCCUGGAGCAGACGGAGCCGGAGGAAGCCCUGGAGCAGCAGGACCAGCUGGAUCAUCAGGACCACCAGGACCAGAUGGAAAUCCAGGAGCCCCAGGAGGCGACGGAGCUCCAGGUGCCCCAGGAACUCGCUCUACCAGUUCUCCAGGACCCGCCGGACCAGCCGGACCUCCAGGGCCACCAGGACCUGACGGAGCUCCCGGAGGUGGAAGCGGACCAGGACCAGCGGGACCAGCGGGACCACCAGGACCAUCCGGAAAUCCAGGAUCUGCCGGAUCGGACGGACAGCCAGGAGGACCAGGACAAGACGGUGCGCCGGGAAGCGACGCCGCCUACUGCCCAUGCCCACCAAGAAGCGGAGGUGGAGCUGCCGGCGGAGGAGGUGGCAACCCGUGA
Messenger RNA from Caenorhabditis sp. 36 PRJEB53466, 891 nucleotides. Lineage: Eukaryota; Metazoa; Nematoda; Chromadorea; Rhabditida; Rhabditidae. The record is from the annotation of a GenBank genome assembly.